Molecule: messenger RNA, 3769 nt
Organism: Malurus melanocephalus (red-backed fairy wren)
Lineage: Eukaryota; Metazoa; Chordata; Aves; Passeriformes; Maluridae
Gene: MARVELD1
Product: MARVEL domain containing 1
Exons: 1
Coding region: 1-528 (175 amino acids)
Biological process (GO): myelination
Cellular component (GO): membrane
Molecular function (GO): structural constituent of myelin sheath
Source: RefSeq, a predicted model, not a curated record
AUGGCCCGCACGGCUCCCCCGACAGUGCCGCCGCCCCCGGGGCCGCCCGCCCGCGGCUCCCUCAGCCUCCAUCGCGCCUACCUGCGGAGCCCGCUGGGCCUGCUACGCCUGGGGCAGCUGGCGCUGGGCGCUGCCUUCUGGGUGACGGUAGCGGCUCAUAAGUACGAAGGGGCGGCCCACUUCGCUCUCUUUGCCGCUGUCUUGGUCUGGCUCCUCACCCUGGCGCUCUUCGGGCUGAGCCUGCUGGGGCGCUGGRAGCUGGUGCCCUGGUUGGGCUCCCGCUGGCUCCUCACCAACCUGGUGCACGACCUGGCACUGGGUGUGGGGCUCUACGCAGCUGCCACUGGCAUCAUGGGUCACAAGGCCAAGCAGAGAAGCUUUUGCAACCUGCCGGGCUACAGCCAGCACUGCCUCUACAGUGCCUACCUGAGCGCCUCCAUCUGCGGGGGCAUCACUGCCUGCCUGUACCUCUUCUCUGGGCUCUAUUGCCUGUCACGACGUUGCCAGGACCAGCGAGACAUCAUCUGAGAUCCUGUGCUACUUGGCUCCCCUUCUCAGCCGCAGACAGAGCACAGCCCAUUUUUGGGGUGAAAUGACCCUGCUGCCCCAUCCCCUCCUGGCUGACUGCACUGCAAUUCCUCCAGAGACUCCUGCACAGACAGAUGGAUAGACAGAGGCCUUCAUCGAGCACGGCUUCCCCUGCAACGCACCGAGACAGCAUGGACACCCAGCCACUGCACAGGCCCUUCUCCCACCCCUGGACAGACGUAGGCUACUGCAAGUGGAAGGACUCAAAUGGAGAGCCCCUAAGAAGGAUACUAAUCUUUGGGAGCSCCCCUAGGACUCCAGCCAAACUCCCCUGCCCCUGGUCUUGCAGAUGCUGCAUGCUCAGGUGGGUGCUGACCUGUCUCUGGGGUGGAGGGGGACUGGCCUGGGGGAGCUGAGCUGGGGGCAGCAGUGCCCAGUGGAGUUGGAUGUGCAUUAGCCCCUCUGACSUGCUGGCAGUCCCUUUUCACCAUUCCAGCUGUGUGGCGCCUCCACAAUUCCCUAAGGGAGGCUCUGAACUUGGCUUGCGUAGUCUGGGCCCCUCCUUCUGUCUGGUCUGAAAACAUCCUUCAUCUUACUGGAGCCCCACAAGGCUCAUCCCCUCCCUGCCCUGCACACUGUGGGUGUGGAGAAACCCAGGUACUGCACAGCCAGAUCCAGCAUCACCCCAGUCCAGUUUGGGGAUUGAGCAGGGCAGCGAGGCCUCCAUUGCUGCAGAACAAGGGGAAGGGCAAGUGGAGCUGUAACCUGGUCUGUGACCCUGGGCAGGGGGUAAAUUCUUCCAGUCUUGGAGUUUGUACAGUUCUGGGAUGGRGCCAGGUGCCCCUGGGGUUGAGGGGAGCCAGUCAUGGGGUUGUUCUCUCCUGUUAUCCUGCAGAGAGGUUUGUGGCUGCAAGCCACCCAAAGCCACUGAACCAGCUCUGGGGCCAGGCUGCUCCAAAAGGGACAGAAGCGGCCUCACUGAUGGUUCUGGAGACCAGCCUGCAGCCCUGCCUGUCUCUGCCGCACUUGGUUUAUCAUCCUGGAAAAUUCUCAUCUCUGGACUCUGUGGGACUGGGCAGUGCCUGGAGACUGUGGUGAGGUGGAAGGAAAGGGUAAGCAUUGCAGCAUGGCAGUGCAAGGCUGUGCUGGCACGCUGGCCAUGGGGAAGCUGGGGCCAGGCAUUGUGGGAGCACAGCCUGUYUUGGAGAACAGAAGAGGACACUGGCACUGGAGCCAGCCCAGCCCUGGAUCAGCCUCCACAGCCCACCAGGUGCCAAGCCCUGAUGAGGUCAUGUAGGGCUUACUAGAGAAAUGGGCAGCCAGAGGCAGAAUUUUUGGAGCACCAUCACAYUAGGGCUGCCCUGCCACAAGUCUUCCUCACCCUGCCUGGAGGCAGGUCCUUUCUGUUGUUCCUGKUGCAAGGGAGGGUCUGCUGCAGUCUCUGUGUGGACUCAGAUUAGUGAGACUGGUGUCCCCAGCAGCUGGCCACAGGCUCUGGCUGUUGCCUGGGAUUCCCUGGAACUUUUUUUGAGGUGGAGAGUAGCAGCCAUGAUCCCCCUGGGGCCUUGAAGGGGUCUGGGAUUGGUACUGGGUCACCACUUCCAUCGUGAAGUGCUGUCCCAGUGGAUACCCCAUCAUGUUCAGUGGCCCUGCCAACCCCCAGGCCCCUUCCCUGGGUGGAAUGUGCUGUCUUUGCCCUGUGUCAGGGCUGGUCCCUGACACCACCUGCCUCUGCCCACUCUUGUGCAGCCCUUGGCCCAGGCUGUCCAAAAUGCUCUCGGUGCUUCUGCCACCACAAGUGCCUUCCCAGGCUUUCUGCAGCCCUGUCUGUCCCACCAGCUCUAUCCCUCCUACAGCCUCCUUUCAGGUGCCAAUGGAUUCACCUUCCAAAUAAAGCAGCGUUGGCACUCACUGGGUGUCUGGGGCUUUGUGCUGGGGAUGGGUCCUGUUGGGUAUGAGGUCUGAGCUGAGAUCACACUGAGGUCUGUAGCCCUGCAUCCUUGGGCCUCCUGGCUUGGAGCCUCUGGCCAUGGUCACAAAGUCCUGGGGUGUUCUGGGGUCACAAAAAGGCUCCUGUUGCUGAGCCACUGCUCUCUCUGCUAUAGAGGCUUAAGCCUCUACCCUUGGGGACAGGGGCCAUCCCUGGCCCUGCUGCCUCUCCAGAAGCAGGGCACAGCCUGAUGCUCACAUGUGGCUUCCAACACAGCAGAGGGUGGCCAAGUCCCCAAGGCUCUGCGGCUGCAGGGUGCACUGAGGACAGGAUGUAGUUGCAUUCCUAAGGGCUUCCUCACUCCAGGCUGAAAGGGCCCUCUGUCCAGAGGUCAGGGCACUGCUGGGCAGUCAUGUACACACUGACUGGCCCUUGCGGGGGUCAGGGGCCAAUGGAGGGCUGCCAGCAUCUCCCAGGACUGGCUCCAGCUCAGGAAUGCACUCUUGGGACAGAGUCUUGGACCUAGACAUGCAGCUGGAGUGUCACUGGGUCCCCAGCCUUCUGCCCAUGGGACUCACGCCCUGUUCAUCAGAGGCUGCAGGCAGCCGGCAGCAGCACUGAGCCCUCAUUGUCCAAGAGCCAGCAUAGGGUUAUAAUAAGGUUCUAACUUUUGGCAUCAGAUGAAGCCCAGGAUCCCCAGAGCAUCCCUGAGCGCCAUUAUCCCUGCUSUACUGCAAGCACUUGUCGGGACAGCCCAUGGUGCCCAGAGCGGGGGGAGCAGGGCUGCAGGCUGCUAGGCAGGGCAGUGCCAAUGCACCCAGGGCUCGACUGCUUUGGGGGCGUGGAGGRCCAGCGACUGAGCUGCCAGCCACGCUCACAGGGCUGUGGGGAACUUGCUGCUCCCUUUUAGGGACUCCGGGUGUGGGGCUGCCCUCUGCUCUCUCGGAGAGAGGUGGCACAGCAACGGGCUCAUGGGGACAAACCGACUGUGCCACAAAGCUGCAUGGUUGCAGGCCAUGCCGAGACCCAGACUGGGACUGAGCCCUGAACCAGGAUUAGACCCGGAUCAGCGUCAAGCCCUGGACUGGGAGCGGAACCAGGCUGUGACCGAACCCUACACCAGAGCAGACCCGAAUCGGGACCGGGCCGGGACGCUGAACAACCCCGAGCCACCUGUCUAGACCGGGCCCACCAAGACUCGGCCUCGAGCCUGACGCCCAGAGCGGCCGCAGGACCCAGCCGGGAGCCUGGCACCGACGGCGGGCGGAGCCGGGCAGCCCGGGAACGGCGCGGCGGCACCGAGAGCGGCCC